Syngnathus typhle (broad-nosed pipefish) is the source of this 5590-nucleotide messenger RNA. Its product is annotated as mitochondrial glutamate carrier 1-like. The transcript has 10 exons. Gene Ontology annotation, molecular function: protein binding; L-glutamate transmembrane transporter activity; L-aspartate transmembrane transporter activity. NCBI's taxonomy places the organism in Eukaryota, Metazoa, Chordata, Actinopteri, Syngnathiformes, Syngnathidae. Gene Ontology annotation, biological process: apoptotic process; malate-aspartate shuttle; signal transduction. The record is from RefSeq and is a predicted model, not a curated record. The coding region runs from base 988 to 2001 and encodes 337 amino acids.
AGUAGAGAAGUUCUCACUGGGUGCAGGUGGCUUUUCUGUUUAUUUGUCCUAUUUUACACAACCACAGUAUGCACUACAUUGGAUUUGUUUUAUCUAACCUACCAACAGUUCACUUAAAAAAAUUAUCAACUCAAAGAGAUUUUAAUUAUGUUGUCAAACCUUUGAAUUUGGAUCCUCUUGGUUUCUAUCUGAUAAGAUUACAGGGAGGUAGUUUAGCAAACACUAAAUGUUGCUAAGCUUUCACUCACUUUUGACUCAGAAAGUUCACAAAGUGUUUUUUACUUGUCACAAAAAUCAUUUUAGCUCUGUGUUGCUCAUGCAACAGAAUGCUCAUUUAGAAUUGAUACAUUUCUAUCCUUUUUAUUGUGUGAAUAGAACCAACUGCUCUGGAAAUAUUAAUUAAAUGUCACAUCCUGGGCUGACAUUGCCUUCUAUUAAUUACAUAAUAGUUAGUUCAGGGGGUACCCCAUGAGAGUCCCAUCCAAAUUCCUCUGCUGGCCACUAUAUGCUUUUAUUUUGCUUAUUUAAUGACUAAGACGACUUACAAGACUACAUAUUUAUUGAAGUUAACGUGGCUUCCUGCACUGCUUUUCAAGGUCACUCUAUUCCCAUCCCCCAGCUCCUACACCUUUUUCUUAUUAUUCACGUGCAAAACGCGUGUAGUUCAUCCAUAAAACCACUAGAGGACCCCUCUUUACGUCCCACCCUCCUCCCUCCAUCCCCACUUUACUCCCACCUCCUCUUCCUUGGUUCCCGGUGCUUAGAUGCUCGUAAGACCGGUGUUUAAUCGCUCCGUCAGCCUAAAACAUUCACAUUGUAUAAGGUUUUUAUUUGACCAUCUGCGCCGGAGAAAGACGGGUUAACGGGAGCAGAUAUUUGUGAUAUCCCCCAAUUUGACCUACAAGUGCAAGAAGACAAAACAGGCUAAAAAUCUGCCUUCAGAAUUUAUAGUCCCACUUGACAGUGAGGAGCCAGGGCUUCAUAUAAAUGGCUGACAAGCAAAUCAGUUUGCCUGCCAAAUUGAUCAAUGGGGGUGUCGCUGGUCUAAUUGGAGUCACCUGCGUGUUUCCCAUCGACUUGGCCAAGACUCGCUUGCAAAACCAGCAAAAUGGAUCUCGCCUUUAUACAAGCAUGUAUGUCUUAUCCUCACACACAAGCGCUGACAUCAGCGUAACGUCCGUCUGUUUUUUUUUUUUUUUGUAUUUCAGGUCAGACUGCCUUAUCAAGACCAUCCGCUCAGAGGGAUACUUUGGGAUGUACAGGGGAGCGGCAGUGAAUUUAACACUGGUCACACCAGAGAAAGCCAUCAAAUUGGCCGCCAAUGACUUCUUCAGGCAUCACCUCUCCAAGGAUGGAAAGCUCACUUUGCUCAAAGAGAUGCUGGCUGGGUGCGGCGCAGGCACUUGCCAGGUUAUUGUCACUACUCCUAUGGAGAUGUUGAAAAUUCAGCUCCAAGACGCUGGACGUAUUGCGGCUCAGAGGAAGCUGAUGCCAGAGUCGGUGCCAGCAGGCACCGUGGAAGCCAAGUCGCCAACUGCCAUGCAGCUCACCAGACAAUUACUGAGUGAAAAAGGAAUUGCUGGAUUAUACAAGGGUCUCGGCGCCACAUUGCUCAGGGACGUUCCUUUCUCCAUCAUCUACUUCCCUCUUUUUGCUAACCUGAACAACUAUGGAAAGCGAGGCGCCGAAGGACCCGCUCCUUUUUACGUUUCCUUCAUAUCGGGCUGCUUAGCAGGGAGCACGGCCGCCGUGGCGGUCAACCCGGUCGACGUCAUAAAGACGAGACUUCAAUCUUUGAACCGGGGGAGCACGGAGGACACGUACAGCGGAGUGACUGACUGCAUCAGGAAAAUCUUGCGUAACGAGGGUCCGUCAGCAUUCCUAAAGGGAGCCUACUGUCGAGCCUUGGUGAUCGCGCCGCUCUUUGGCAUUGCCCAGGUGGUCUACUUCUUGGGCGUGGGCGAGUAUAUUCUCAGCUUCUUGCCCAAAAGGGACAACUAGGAAGCACAUCCUUCUCUGCCUUUCCUGCGUGAGGAGUCAUCUCAUUCUUACUGACCUUUAUGUUUGUAUUUUUGAUGAUCACGUGCUGCGUUUUAGUUCAAACUUAUUGUCUCGAAUGUCCGAAUCAUGCAGGAGGGAAUCUCCGUUUUGCUGCCAAGCUGCCUCUGUCGGCGCAUAUCAAUUCUGAAAUCAAGCCGCGAGCGUCAGCUGGAGUUUUUGAAGGAGGCUGAAUUUGGAAUUACACAAUAUGUCGUUUUAUACUAUGAUUGUUGAACUUUCGGUGUAGACUGCUUGCCCUUGGUUGCUGCAGAUUUGCAAGCUCCUCCUUACUUACACCUCUCCAAAUCAAAUAGACUAGCGACACAUAAAAAAAAUAGAAUUACCUUAAUGAUAAGCACACAUAUCGGGAUUUUUACUAACAAAGGCUCUUCAGGAUAUUUCCCAAUGCUCGUGUUUGAAAACAUAGCGCUGAAAAAUAUAAAGGGAACGCUACAUGAAUGAAAGAUUCCACUGUAAAAAAAUUUGUAUGUUGAAUUACAUAAAUUAAUGAUUUUUUUGACCGCCAAAUAACAUGAUAAACAUCCCUGGAAACUGAGAUCAUACACAAAAGUAGAAACACUCGAUCACAGGCUGAUCCAAGUUCAAUGUUUCCGUAAUACACUCUUGACUAUGGCGCUGCUUACACAGCAUACCCUCUGGCCAUGGCGAUUUUGCGUGGAGAAUCUGCACUGCCUGAGCGACUCGUGUGGGCUGCAGAUAAAGGCCUCAGGUAUCUAUACUUGCGGUGAGAGCACUGGAAGCAAAUGGGCAAAUAUCCCGUUAGCACAACAGCAGCGAAGACUGAUUUUCAAUCGUCAUGGCUAGCAAGUUCAUGUCCCUUAUGUGUGACUGACUUAGAUAAAAAUGUGUUCCCUUUUGCAUUAUUCUAAUUGUGUAGUGCAGGGAAUGUGUUGUGAUACCAGCACACCCGACAAGCCACGACCCUUAAACCAUACGACGACAUUACCUCCUUUUUUUUUUUUUUUUUUUUUAAGUAGAUCAGAUUCCUACCGAUGCUUUCAUAGUGACUCUACUGCUCACCUUGUCUCAAAGAUCCUUCUGAGUAUCUGUCACUUAUCAUGCAAGGCAGUUUCUAAAUCAUUGUUUACAGAAUAGUUCAGUUGAUGUUGAUUUAUGAAACUUAUCCGAACUUGAAUGAACUGGCAGGGCCCAAAGAGCCAAUGACAAAGUUUUAUCAUGAAAUCCCGAAUCAAAACCAAUGUUUUGUUUUGUUUACGUGCUUGUUUGCUUUAAGCUGCCCGGGAAAGCAGCCUGGUUUUAUCUCAAUGUUUGCAUCGCACCUCCAAAACCCCUGCCGUUGUUUUAUCUAACCGGAGAUCAAGGUGACUUUAACGUCUUUUUAAUCCAAUCACAUUCCGUCCGUUCUGGCGCCCACUUUGCUGUAUUGUUGCACUGUAGAUAUAUCUGAUGCAACUUUUUAACGUGUACUCAUCUGUGGGAGUAAGAACUAUUUAUCAAGUGUCCAUUUCUAUGGAUGGUGCGGCACUGUAUGUUUAUGUGUUGUUGACGUGUCCACCUUGAUUAUAUUAUACAUAUGCAGAUGCUAUGAAGUCUAUGCUUUAGGAUGUAUUGUUUUGUACAUGAUAGCUUUUUUUUUGUUGUUGCACACCUACCUCUCCUGCCUUUAUCCAUAACGUGGUGAUUUUUUCGUUAUGAUGAAUUAAUGCAACAACCAUCAUUUUUGCUUACAUGUGAAUGGGCAAAUGCAGUCAGGCAUUCGCAUGCUUGGAGGGGUCAGUUAUUACAUGGACCUUAAGCUGGAUAUCAAGGCAAUUGAAUAAAUGCUAAGGGGCUUUCCAUAAGUCUCAUGAGUCUCAGCAUUGUCUAUUUGGAUAUAAAUGACGCAUCAUGUAAUGGUGAUAGAACUAUAAUAAGCUGCAGGCGAGUAACCUUUGGCCUUGCUGAAAUGAAGGGUCCGAUGGAUGAGGCCCGGCUGACUUGAAAGUAUAAAUGUAACAAUCGGUCUUUCUGAACGCUGCUCCCUCCAUUAAACGGCCGCGCCACGAUGGACACGCCGUUAAUGAAAGCGACCGAAUCACAUACAGGCAAUUGUCAGCAGUUUUAAAGCGAAAGCCAUAAGGUUGCGUUCGCCCGUAAUGACUACAACGGCUGAUCCACCCAAAAAAACAUCUCGUGUAAGCUCAUCAUCGUAAAUGACGCUUCCCUCAACAUUCCAGCUUCUGUUUUCACCUCAUGUAUGCGGUUCCUGUGAUUAUGCCCGUUUUGAGUGCUGUCAAUGAUUUUCUUAAAUCUCUGCCCUGUUUUAUUUUUAGCUUUGACAAUGUUGUGUAAGUCAUCAAACUUUACUUAUGCCACAAAUUAUUGCUGAUCUUGUGAAUUUGGUUAUGUGAGUGCGUGUGUCCAGACAGUGUAGUGUUGUAGCUGAUAUGUAGUGGUUCGCUUUGCUUCUGUCUGUCACACUCUCGUGUCGUCCCUCUCUCCAUGUGCAGAAGAAUUGUAACACACCAAGGGGUCUAUUUUUGUAGACGGCACAUCUGCACAAAAGCGUGCAGAAGCCUUUGCUAAUUUGGCAGACAAAUCUCUGGCAAGAUGGGCGAGGAGGGGUCUUUGAUUGGCUAUGAAUGAAGUCGGCCUCUUCUACAAAAUUUCAUCAGAGUUUAAUUGGUUGAAAUUGGGCAAAAAUGGGCAGAUUUUUGCUGAUUGGUUUUUUUUUUGUGUUCACAUUAGCACAAGAUAAAAAAAAAAGUCAUUCGUAGCUUCAUUUUCUAAGAGACCAGAAAAUAAAUUAUUUCAUUUAUUGUAUAUUUUUCUUAAACUAAUCUGCCGAUUAAUCGGGUGUUGGAUUUUUUUUUUUUUUUUAUUCUGCCAAAUAUUGGAUUUGAAUUUACGCCGAUCACAAAAAUGGACCCCUUGAGUGUAUGACGACUGAGUGUUUUUUAAAGAAAGCACAAAGGAGGACUAAGGCACACAGGAUCAUAUUUUGCUGACUGACCGUUCCAAAGGGUGUGUAGUCGACACACAGAUUCAAAUGUGAAAUGUCUUAAAGUUCUUUUGAAAUGAAGAAUUUCUAUUUACUGCGUUGAGGCAACAGAGGCCCGUGUGAUGGUGUGCACUAUGAGCUUUGAUCCACAGAAUAUAAAUAUAUAUAUUGCCUACAUAUUCUAAAAUAAUCAAAUACAAGAAUGUAACUUAGAUAGUAUUAUAAGAUGUAUUUAGUGAAUAAUUCAUCUAAAGAUUUAUCGCAUUACACAUGCACACAAAGCCAGCUCACUGAUAUGCAAUAAGUAGAAGCGGCACAUACUAGCAACAAAAAUAAACUUAUCCACCUUUUUAGGGUCCGGGCCCUUCUCACAAACUGUUCACUUCCUCCGAGAGGAAUUGUGCAUUAUAUAGCACUAAAAAAAAAAACACAGCAACAAUUCCCAAUCCUACCAAUCUCUGUUUAUCUUCAUGUACGCUGAUUGACACAUGUUCUAUGCAUUGUUUACGAUGCCAUGGUUAAAAAAAAAAAAAAAGUUAUAGUGUUUCCUGUCACGAUUUGCUGUUCAAUAAACUGACUGUACUUAAA